GUGGACCAAUCAGCGUGGGCCACGGUGAGUUUUUCCGAUGUACUUUUUCUGAGGGAAGCAGUGGCAGCAGUUUCUAACACAGAAGCCUUGCAGAGAGCAGCUAUUAACCAUGAGAUCGUUUAUACUUGGAGUGCUGGGCUGCUCCCUGGUCCUCUCUGCCCAAGCCUUUUACUCGGCCAGUGAUGAUGUUGUUGAGCUCAACCCCUCCAACUUCAACAAGGAGGUGCUCCAGAGUGACAGUCUGUGGCUGAUUGAGUUUUACGCUCCCUGGUGUGGUCACUGUCAGAGUCUGACUGCUGACUGGAAAAAGGCUGCCACUACCCUCAAGGGUAUCGUGAAGGUUGGGGCCGUGGAUGCAGACCAGCACAAGUCACUGGGGAGCCAGUUUGGCGUCAAAGGUUUCCCCACCAUCAAGGUCUUCGGAGCCAAUAAGAACAAGCCAGAGGACUACCAAGGGGGUCGCACUAGCCAAGCCAUCGUGGACGGGGCGAUGAAGGCUCUGAACAGUCUGGUGAAGGACCGGCUGAGCGGAAAGUCCGGCGGCUCCGGGUACAAACAGAGCGGUGGUGGUGGUGGUGGUGGUGGUGGUGGUGCUGGCAGCAAGCAGGAUGUGGUCGAGCUCACUGAUGACAACUUUGACAAGAUGGUGCUGCAGGGUGAGGAAGUGUGGCUGGUGGAGUUCUUCGCCCCCUGGUGUGGACACUGCAAAAACCUGGAGCCUGAGUGGACAGCUGCAGCCUCAGCUGUGAUGGAGCAGACCAAGGGCAAAGUUCGUCUCGGAGCAAUGGACGCUACCGUCCACCAGGCGGUGUCCGGCCGCUACGGGAUCCGUGGAUUCCCCACCAUCAAGAUCUUCCGUAAAGGGGAGGAGCCCGAAGACUACCAGGGAGGUCGCACCCGAGGAGACAUCAUCGCCAGGGCUUUGGAUCUGUUCUCCGACCACGCUCCUCCUCCUGAGCUGCUGGAGAUCCUCAGUGAAGACACAUUGAAGAAGACCUGUGAGGACAGUCAGCUGUGUGUAAUCGGUGUCCUGCCCCACAUCCUGGACACAGGCGCAGCAGGUAGAAACGGAUACCUGGAGGUGUUGACGAAGAUGGCAGAGAAGUACAAGAAGAAGAGUUGGGGCUGGCUGUGGACGGAGGCGGGCACUCAGAUGGAGCUGGAGGCCGCUCUGGGGAUCGGAGGCUUUGGUUACCCGGCCAUGGCCGCCAUCAACUCACGCAAGAUGAAGUUCGCUCUGCUCAGAGGCUCCUUCAGUGAGACGGGCAUUCAUGAGUUCCUCAGGGAGCUUUCUGUGGGCCGUGGCUCCACUGCCACUCUGGGAAAUGGGUCCAUGCCCAAAGUUCACACUGUUGCACCAUGGGACGGCAAAGAUGGACAGCUUCCCGAGGAGGACGACUACGACCUCAGUGACGUCGACCUGGAUGAUGAUGACUUUUUGUCUAAAAUUGAGUUAUGAGCCCAAACGGGGCGGGACCUGAUCCAGGCCGGCAGGUGGAAUCUGGUCUGAUCCGGUCCUGCGCGACCCGCCUCCUCUCUCCUGUGGACGAAUGGGAGGCCCGGUCGCCCAGUUACUGAAAUUUUCCAGAAAAGACACAAGAGACACCUGCCGUUUCUCACAUCUGUCAAUCACACAGGACCAGGAGGGAGGGGGGGGGGGGGGGCUGUGUCGUGUCCCUGGAGUGACCCCUGCCUCACAUACCUGCUGAACGUCGCUGAUUUAAACGGCCGCCCCCAGCUGAGGAGAGGAGGGAGGAGGUUCUGAAUGUGGCACUUCAGUCGUUCAUUCAAGUCUUUUUCAAACACUGUUCCCCUCUCCCCUCCUCAGCCCCCCUUAAAAAAACCUAUUUUAUAAUGUGGACUUGUCAAAGGAACACUUCAAUAAUCAACCCUAAUGUGACUUAUAUCUUUUUUUUCUGUUUUUUAAACCCGUAAGUGAGUGUCUUGUUGGGUUUUACAUCAUGUCUUUCCAGGACAAGGGGAUAUCGUGGGACUUCUUGUGUAGAUUUUUCUUACACGACUUUAUUGUGUGAAAACAAAAUUUUUGUUACAAAAAUAAAAACAGAUAAAAACAA
Trematomus bernacchii (emerald rockcod) is the source of this 2075-nucleotide messenger RNA. RefSeq names its product protein disulfide isomerase family A, member 6 (gene pdia6). The transcript is spliced from 13 exons. Gene Ontology annotation, molecular function: protein disulfide isomerase activity; protein-disulfide reductase activity. The record is from RefSeq and is a predicted model, not a curated record. Gene Ontology annotation, biological process: response to endoplasmic reticulum stress. NCBI's taxonomy places the organism in Eukaryota, Metazoa, Chordata, Actinopteri, Perciformes, Nototheniidae. The coding region runs from base 110 to 1459 and encodes 449 amino acids. Gene Ontology annotation, cellular component: endoplasmic reticulum lumen.